Molecule: messenger RNA, 210 nt
Organism: Parnassius apollo (apollo)
Lineage: Eukaryota; Metazoa; Arthropoda; Insecta; Lepidoptera; Papilionidae
Source: the annotation of a GenBank genome assembly
AUGACAACGGACACUGCAACUGUUCCUAAUGAACUUGAAGAGGAAAAUGAGGCCGCCGAAUCAACAGAUUCUUCGAUUCCACCAGAUACGUUUAAUUCAUGUGAGGCACUCGAUCCAACACCAACGCAAAAUAGGACUAUCCGGCGUCGUCUCAACCCACCAGAAUUACAAAUUGCAGCAAACAAAUGUUUGAGGCAUUUAACAAUUUAA